AUGCGUCGUUCAUACAGCUCCAGUAUCUCUUCUUCAUCUCGGUCACCAUCACUGUCUCCGGUAUCCAGAUCACUCUCUCCAGUCUCCAGAUCACUAUCUCCGGUCUCGAGUUGCUCUUCCGUCUCGGAACGAGAUCUAGACAAUGAUCUCCUCAGUCUUAGCACCAGCAGCCUUCGCGAAAGCAAUGACACGAAAGAUUACAUCCUAGUCAUUGGGGGACUUGGCUUCAUCGGCUCGCACACGACACUAGAGCUAUUGAAGGACGGCCAGAAUGUAGUAGUCGUCGAUAACAUGAGCAACUCCUUCGAAUCGGCCUUCAACAACAUCCAUCGAUUGGCGCGCAAACACUGGGCUUCCCGAGGUGCCGCAUGUCCUGAUUUCAAGCUCCACAAGGUCGACUACCGAAGUCCAAUAAUGCGAACAGUUCUGGGAGGGUAUGCCAUCCAGGAUCCUGCGCUCUCGACGACUCGCUUGUCACAUAUCACCGGCGUGAUACACUUUGCGGCAUACAAGUCCGUCGAAGAAUCCACGCAGAGGCCACUCGACUACUACCUGAACAACGUCGCUGGCAUGAUCGAAUUGCUAAUCCUGCUCGGUGACUUUGGCAUCAAAAACUUCGUAUUUUCAUCAUCCGCCACUGUCUACGGCUCGGUCCUCAGCGAAGAUGGCGAGCCCGUGGAGGAGGAGCAAUUAGUCCAUCAUCCGACACAACGUGUUGACAGCAACGGCCAAGCGACAUCGCUCACUCCGGGGAUCAAAGGGUUGACCUCGCCGUAUGGCCGGACAAAGUAUUUCAGUGAGGCUAUCCUGGCAGACGUAGCGCUCGCCGACCCAUCGUGGCGAAUCACCGCGCUCCGGUACUUCAACCCCGUUGGCUGUGAGCCCUCAGGUCUGCUCGCAGAAGAUCCACGGCAAAAGCCCACAAAUCUUUUCCCUGUGGUGUGUCAAGUGCUGUCAGGAGAAAGGCCGGCUCUGGACAUCUUUGGGACGGAUUGGGACACUCGUGACGGCACUGCUGUGCGCGAUUACAUACAUGUUGUCGAUCUGGCAAGGGGCCACCUUGCUGCCCUAGCGGCUGCGGGAGGUCGACCGUCGGAGCUAGCCUUCCGCGCGUACAACCUUGGGACUGGGUCUGGCUCGACUGUGGCUGAAGUUGUGUCAUGCAUGGAGAAGGCAGCGUGCCGAUCGAUACCCGUGCGACGUACCGGCAGGAGAACAGGAGAUGUCGGGUUUUGUGUGGCGGCUACCGAUCGUGCCAUGCGAGAGCUCAAUUGGAAGACGCAACUGUCACUGGAUGACUGUGCCGCUGAUACUUGGCGGUGCCUUCGCCUCUCCGGAAAAGUCGCCGCUUGAUUUUGUCGUUGCGUUAGCAUUGGUGUUUAGGAGUGCAUAUUAGCUCAUGAUGGGUGGAUGGAUAUUACCAGUCUGAGCGUUCCACGAUCCGCAUAUAGAAGUCUAACUAAAUAUGGCAACCCCGCUCCGCGAUGACAUUCAGUUCCAUAAGCCUUUCAACACCUGUCGCUUAAGCGGCUGGCUAGCCAAAAGCACAAACACUUCAGUGACAUUCAAGAAUUACCUCACACGUCGUUCGUCCCGUGGCGCGUUGCCAGUGGACAUCGUGGACCGGAACUUUGCCUGUCUCCGCUGGGUAGACUAGAUGGAAUGAAGUCGAAUCUUGCGCAAGCUUACAGUAGCCUAUAAGCU
Molecule: messenger RNA, 1704 nt
Organism: Baudoinia panamericana UAMH 10762
Lineage: Eukaryota; Fungi; Ascomycota; Dothideomycetes; Mycosphaerellales; Teratosphaeriaceae
Exons: 2
Coding region: 1-1353 (450 amino acids)
Biological process (GO): beta-D-galactose catabolic process via UDP-galactose, Leloir pathway
Cellular component (GO): cytosol
Molecular function (GO): UDP-glucose 4-epimerase activity
Source: RefSeq, a predicted model, not a curated record